UAAUGAGACUGCGCUUGUUUAUGUUUCCUCACUGCUGUAACAACCUUCUGCUUCAUCCUGGGACAGGAAAUAAUCAGUGAGUAAACAUGGGAAGAGGAGAGAUCAUCGUUCUUUUUCUGUCUUUAUUAUUUACUCAAAACAACAGUGCAAAGGAGGGUUCCAGUGAGAACCAACUUGUUUUUGGUGCAGAUACAACAGAAAUUCCACGCGAUCUGAGAGCAGGUGUGACAGAGAUUUUCUUUGUGGAAAGCAACAUCAAAACAAUCCCCAAAGAUGCCUUUGUUGGAAACUCCCAGCUUGAGAAGGUGGAAUUCCUGAACACUAAAACAGAAUAUAUUGAACCAGGUGCCUUUGAAGGUCUGGUAAACGUCAAGCAUAUUGAGAUCUCCAGCAAUCCAUUAACUUCAAUACCAGUGGGGGUCUUUAAAGACCUCAGCAACCUGGAGAAACUUCUACUAAAGCUCAACAACCUCCGUAAUCUUGAAAAUGGCAUGUUUGAGGACCUUAAAAAAUUAAGGGAGCUCCAGUUACAUGGGAACGAGAUUGACUCAAUUGAAGAUGGGACUUUUGAUGGUCUUGAGAAUCUUACUCUCCUCCAUUUAGCUAAAAACAAUCUCUCAGCUGUAUCCGUUGAUUUGUUCUCAAACCUAAACAAACUGGCAAUACUACGGCUUUACGAAAAUCAACUGACCUCCAUUCCUGAGGACAUUUUUCAUAAUUUGCCAAACUUGAAGGAAAUUGCCUUGCAUACGAACAAAAUAACAGAAUUAUCACCAAAUCAAUUCCCACAUAAAGACAAACUGACUAAGCUGCUUUUGGACAAUAACCUUCUGACUGGUUUACCUCCAGAAUUUUUUGUUGGCUUCCCACAGCUUAAAUCGCUGACCCUACAUAGGAAUGAACUGAGUAGUCUACCACCAGUGCUUUUUGGAGAAAUGCCUAAAUUGACUGACCUUAGCCUUAGUCAAAACAGUCUUAGCAUUCUUCCUGAGGGAAUAUUCAGCCCUCUGAAGAAACUGAAGAAGCUAGAUCUGUCUAAUAAUCACUUAGUCACUUUGUCUGCCGAGCACUUUGAGGGCCCUGAGAAGCUCCUAGUGCUGAAUCUCCGGAACAACACGAUAAAGUCACUGGAUGCAGAUGUGUUUGAAAAGCUACAAUCACUGACGACACUCGAUCUACGUCACAACGACCUCCAGACACUUCCUGGAGAUAUUUUUGAGCCAUUAGGGAAACUCAGAAAGCUUUACCUCAGUGACAACCCUUGGCGCUGUGACUGUAAUCUGAUAGAUUUUUACCUCUGGAUAAAGGCAAACUCACCCAAGAUUGAAUUAAAAUAUCCUGUGUUUUGUGAGUAUCCAGAUGAUCUAAAAGGACAGGAAAUCAAAUCAUUAACAGAGGAUCAAUUUAUUUGCCCCACCAUUCCUGCACACUUGUGCUGGUGAAGUUCACUCCUUGUCUUUACCACCUGCUGCAGCGCCGAGAGAGGAUGUACAAUAGGGUCAAGCUCACCUGCUUCUACUACAGGAGAGAGGUAGUCCUUAGGCCUCUAUGAGAGACCUGAAGACUUUUUUUUAAAUACUUUAUUUACAGUUUACAAUUUUACAAUGACAAAACAUAUUGAGAGGAUGUACAAAACAAUACAAAGAAAAUACAACACCAAUUGGGACACGAACUGGACAAAACAAAAAAGGCUGCCAGACAGUUUACAAGAUUACAUAGUCUUGCAAAAAUGUUGUCAGUGUAGGAUAAGCGAUUAACAUGAAGACACAUAUGACAUGGUACAGUACAAAUGGGAGAGGCAGAAAGGACCAGACAGUAACCCAUGAAAACAAUAACAUGAGAAAUAAAUCAAUAAAAAUACAAAUUUAAAUAGAUUUCGGCUUAAUAAUAGAUAUAAGUAGGGUUUAUGUAUGUGUGCAUGCACGUGUGUGUGUCUGUGUGCGUGUUAAUGUGGGUAGGCGCUGUGUGUGUUAGUGUGUAAGGACAUAGAGGGAAGGAAGGAGAAGAAAGAAGUCAAAAAAAAAAAGUUGCUUGUUGCGGGGAUCUCUGGAUGGGUGCCAGGGUGGAACCAGGAUGAGUUAGGACAGAGGUUUAUAUUUCCUCUUGCCCUCUACACACCUGUCCACCUUAUUUUAUAAUUAGUUUUGUUAUCUUUCCGUACUCCCCUUUCUCUCCUCCCCUCCCUUCUUUUCUCUCAUUGCUCUCUCCUGCUUAAGGCCGCCCCCAGACCCAUAGGAGGUUGCUGGUCUGUUGCAGGUCAGAUGCCCUCUAGAACGGCCCCCACCCCUACAGGAGGGGUCUGUUCAUUUGGGUCUGAGGAGCAACUUUCUUUUUGAUGGGGGGUUUGAUGGGGAAUAGGCCCUAGACACCAGGCUGUCUAAACUAGCCAGGACUCCCGAGCCACCAUAGCCACCUGAGCCCAGUAAGAUGGUCUCAUUCUGCAGAGUCAUUGUUAGUUUGGGGAAAUGACACUUAAGAAAAGACAGAUAAAUGAGUGUGCAAACCAGUUAAUAAAUAAAAUAAGUAAAUAAAUAAGUGAGAAAAAAUUAUGAAUGAAUAAAGGAAGAUAAAGAAAUUAUUAAAAGAAAAAAAAAACACAGUAGGCAUAUAGUUGAGUAAAUGGAUUGUUAAGUGUAGUGUAGUAGUUUUUAACCUGAAAGUGUAAAUGUCUCUGUGUUGUUGUGUGUGUUUUCUGUCAGUGAGUGAACAUAUUUUUUUCCCUUUCUUC
Molecule: messenger RNA, 2728 nt
Organism: Thunnus maccoyii (southern bluefin tuna)
Lineage: Eukaryota; Metazoa; Chordata; Actinopteri; Scombriformes; Scombridae
Product: leucine-rich repeat-containing protein 15-like
Exons: 2
Coding region: 87-1442 (451 amino acids)
Cellular component (GO): plasma membrane
Molecular function (GO): protein binding
Source: RefSeq, a predicted model, not a curated record